AUGGCUUCAUUGGAAUCAUUUAAAGCACCUACAUUAGUAAGCAAAAAGAUUCAAAAAGAAAUUCAAAAGGACGACGAUGAGGAUGAUGUCUUGAUCGAUGCCAAUGCUGUACCUUCCUCAACAUCCGCUGAUGCCGACAUGGAAGAUGCUGAAGACAAACCCAACUUUGCACCUGCCAGUGCUGUGGAAGAAAAGAAAGUGACCAAAGGUUCUCGUAAGAUACCUAUCCCUCCUCAUCGUAUGUCACCUUUAAAAAGACACUGGUUGGAAAUCUAUUCUCCUCUUGUUGAACAUAUGAAACUCCAAGUCAGGAUGAAUGUUAAGACCAAAUCAGUCGAACUCAAAACUUCAGACUUGACCGAAGAUGAUGGAGCAUUACAAAAGGGAGCCGAUUUUGUCAAGGCCUUUGCUUUGGGUUUUGAAGUAGAAGAUGCCAUGGCACUGUUAAGAUUAGAUGAUAUCUAUUUGGAUACUUUUGAAAUCAAGGAUGUAAAGACAUUGCACGGUGAUCACUUAUCUCGUGCUAUUGGUCGUAUUGCAGGUAGAGACGGCAAAACCAAGUUUACGAUUGAAAACGCAAGCAAAACAAGAAUUGUCUUGGCUGAUACCAAAAUCCAUAUUCUUGGCUCAUUCCAAAAUAUCAAGAUUGCACGAGACGCUGUUGUGAGUCUUAUCUUGGGUAGUCCACCAGGCAAAGUGUACGCUACCCUUCGUACCAUCUCUGCUCGCAUGAAGGAACGCUUUUAG
This is a messenger RNA of Rhizopus microsporus ATCC 52813, 747 nucleotides long. RefSeq names its product eukaryotic type KH-domain (KH-domain type I). NCBI's taxonomy places the organism in Eukaryota, Fungi, Mucoromycota, Mucoromycetes, Mucorales, Rhizopodaceae. The coding region runs from base 1 to 747 and encodes 248 amino acids. The transcript is spliced from 4 exons. Gene Ontology annotation, cellular component: nucleolus. The record is from RefSeq and is a predicted model, not a curated record. Gene Ontology annotation, molecular function: RNA binding.